UGUAUAGGGAGCAUAUUGUAAUUUUUUUUUUUUGAAGGGGUCGAGGGUCCACCACCACUUCACCGAGACUAAUUUUAUUCUACGGUUAAAAGAUAAAUGUAUAAUGUCCAUAAACUGAAUGUAAAAAAUUGAGAGACAAUGUAUUUUGUGGACAAGAGCUGAUAAUUCAUCAGCCAUCCCCCUCGCCAGUCUCCACCGCCUUCUCCAUUAACGCUCUCUUGCCACCAAUCUAUAGCCAAACCCCAAGAUGUGGAUUCCAUCUGUGAUGUCUUGUUGCAGCCAUGGACCUAACUCCCUCUUGAUAAAGGGAAACGAAAAGCAAGGAGAAAGCCAAAACCCAGUUGUUUUAAAGCAAGAGGAGGUGAAGCUCGUUAAGAGCUUGGCUCUACCUUUAAUGGCUGGCCUUGUAGCCUUAUCUCCCAUUGUCAACACCCCAGUGUCACUAGGACAAACCCUAGAUGUACAAAGAGGAGCCUCAUUGUUUAGCCGCACUUGCAUUGGCUGUCAUGAUGCUGGUGGAAACAUAAUUCAACCCGGUGCAACGCUCUUCACAAAGGACCUACAGAGGAAUGGAGCAGACACUGAAGAAGAAAUUUAUCGCAUAACAUACUUUGGCAAAGGGAGAAUGCCUGGAUUCGGUGAGAGGUGUACUCCAAGAGGACAGUGCACAUUUGGACCACGGUUGCAGGAUGAAGAGAUUAAGCUCUUGGCUCAAUUUGUGAAGUCACAAGCAGAUCAAGGCUGGCCAAACAUAGAAAUUAGUCAAGAUUGAUUCUUGUAAAGAAAAAAAAAUUAUGCCCAAGUGCCCGAAACCAUCGUGUCUGAGCUAUUCCAUCCAUAUCUCAUUAUGGAUCAAACCCAUUUUAAAUUAAGUUACAAAUUGAUAGUUUUCAACCCCUGCAAUGAUUUUUUUUUCCUUCCUUUUU
Molecule: messenger RNA, 926 nt
Organism: Populus euphratica (Euphrates poplar)
Lineage: Eukaryota; Viridiplantae; Streptophyta; Magnoliopsida; Malpighiales; Salicaceae
Gene: CYTC6A
Product: Cytochrome c
Exons: 7
Coding region: 248-772 (174 amino acids)
Molecular function (GO): iron ion binding; electron transfer activity; heme binding
Source: RefSeq, a predicted model, not a curated record